AUGGGAAAGAACAGCGCCAAAGGAAAAGGUAAAGGCAAGGCGAAAGACAGUUCAGAUGGUAAUGAGGGUGCAAAAGGGAAAGGAGGCGUAAAACCUGCAAAUUCGAUCAAUGUUCGACAUAUUCUCUGUGAAAAACACUCGAAGAAAGAGGAAGCGCUAGAGAAGCUGAGAAAUGGGGCAAAGUUUGAUGAGGUUGCAAGGGAAUUUUCUGAAGAUAAAGCUAGGCAAGGGGGAUCGCUUGGCUGGAAAAUACGAGGUAGCCUUGAUGCCUCAUUUGAAAAAGCAGCAUACGACCUCGAGCCCAGUACGACCGGGAAUCCAAAAUGGACGGAGGUGAAAACGGGAUUUGGAUACCAUAUCAUUAUGGUGGAAGGGAGGAAGUGA
Paracoccidioides brasiliensis Pb18 is the source of this 384-nucleotide messenger RNA. Its product is annotated as peptidyl-prolyl cis-trans isomerase pin4. Gene Ontology annotation, molecular function: peptidyl-prolyl cis-trans isomerase activity; DNA binding. The record is from RefSeq and is a predicted model, not a curated record. The transcript has 3 exons. Gene Ontology annotation, biological process: rRNA processing. Bases 1 to 384 code for a protein of 127 amino acids.